Glarea lozoyensis ATCC 20868 is the source of this 2076-nucleotide messenger RNA. RefSeq names its product P-loop containing nucleoside triphosphate hydrolase. Gene Ontology annotation, cellular component: intracellular anatomical structure; catalytic step 2 spliceosome. Lineage: Eukaryota; Fungi; Ascomycota; Leotiomycetes; Helotiales; Helotiaceae. Bases 1 to 2076 code for a protein of 691 amino acids. Gene Ontology annotation, molecular function: ATP hydrolysis activity; RNA binding. The record is from RefSeq and is a predicted model, not a curated record. The transcript is spliced from 2 exons.
AUGGCGGAUUUUGAUCUUGCUGCCACUUUCAUUCCUUCAUUGCACAAGCCAGCUUCUCUACUACCUAUCGCUCGUCACAAAAAAAGCCUCCUGUACACCAUCGAGACUUACCCAGUGACUAUUGUCGUCGGACAAACAGGUUCGGGAAAGACAACUCAGAUACCCCAAUACCUCGAGCAGGCAGGAUGGUGUGCAGACGGCAAGAUCAUUGCUGUUACUCAGCCACGUCGAGUUGCCGCAACAACGGUCGCCAUCAGGGUAGCUGAAGAGAUGGGAUGUAAGAUCGGUGCCGAGGUGGGCUAUUCGAUUAGGUUUGAGGAUGUGACUUCUUCUUCGACUCGUAUUAAAUUCUUGACCGAUGGCUUGUUACUUCGUGAAGCAUUGGUAGACCCACUACUCUCACGUUACUCGGUCAUCAUGGUCGACGAAGCACAUGAGCGAUCUCUUAGCACAGAUGUACUUCUUGGAGUCUUGAAGAAAAUCCUAAAAAGACGGUCAAAUGACCUUCGUAUCAUCAUCAGUAGUGCCACUCUGCAGGCUGAAGAGUUCCUGAAAUUCUUCGCUGGUGAUGAGGAUACCCAGCCUCGACAGGAAAGUGCCGUUACUCUAGAUGAUCUGAUCUCCCAAGGGGCAAAUAAAUCUACGAGCACUGGCCAUUCCACUGGCCAGAUUGUCAACUUAGAAGGGAGAACAUACCCAGUCGACAUCCUCUAUCUAGAGGCGCCCUCAGAGGAUUAUGUUGAGAAAGCUGUCCAAACCGUGUUUGAAAUCCAUACAAAAGAGUCAGAUGGUGAUAUUCUGGUAUUUUUGACUGGUCGAGAAGAGAUUGAUAACGCGGUACAAGGAAUCUCCGAACGAGCUGCAAGUUUGCAUCCUCGAGCACAAGCAUUAAUGCCUUUACCAUUAUAUGCUGGGCUGUCCACGGAGCAACAAAUGUAUGUCUUUGAAGAAGCGCCUGAGAAUACAAGAAAGGUCAUAUUCUCGACGAAUAUCGCCGAAGCAUCAAUAACUAUCGAUGGAAUCGUCUAUGUUGUUGACACCGGUUUCGUCAAAUUGAGAGCCUUCAAUCCUUUGACCGGUAUUGAGACAUUGACUGCAACCCCAGUCUCAAAAGCUUCCGCAACCCAGAGAGCAGGCCGCGCAGGGCGAACGAGGCCAGGGAAAUGCUUCAGACUAUAUACAGAGUCAAACUUUGAACGACUUUUAGAAUCAACUGUCCCCGAGAUUCAGCGCUCUAAUCUCGCGCCAGUGAUCCUCCAGCUCAAAGCUCUUGGUAUAGAUAAUAUUGUCCGCUUUCCGUUUCUCACCUCUCCACCUUCAGAGCUAGUCAUUCGUGCACUGGAACUUCUUUAUUCCCUUGGCGCACUGGACACCUAUGCUAAACUCACCAGACCGUUGGGGACACGUAUGGCAGAAUUGGCUGUCGAGCCAAUGAUGGCAAAAACACUCCUGUCGGCUGCAACCUUUGGUUGUCUUUCUGAGAUCCUCACUAUAGCAGCAAUGACAUCUCUCGGUGGUAGUGUCUGGGUUCCUCAUGACGGCGAGAAAAAGAAGAUGGAAUCCGCACGACGCAAAUUCGCCGUUGAAGAGGGUGACCAUAUUACUCUUUUAAAUGUCUAUCAAGCUUUCAUAACAAAAGGGAAGAAGGAAGCUCGUUUCUGUCAUGACAAUUAUCUAAACUUCAAAUCUCUCACCCGCGCUGUAUCAAUUCGUGGUCAGUUAAAACGCUACCUCGAACGCUUCGGUAUAACGGUUCCAGAAACACUCUCAUCGAACCCAAAUCUCCAGCCGCUUUCGGUUGGGGGUCCUGACAAAGGCGAACAAAUCCGGCGAUGUCUCACCACAGGUUAUUUCGCACACGCGGCCAAGAUGCAACCAGAUGGCACUUUCAGAAACGUAGCCGGAGGAACAGUAUUGCAUGCCCACCCCACAUCUCUGAUGUUUAAUCGAAAGGCUGAGUGGGUGAUCUUCCACGAGGUUAUGGAGACGGGCAGUAAGACUUUCAUUAGAGAUGUCAGUAAGAUUGAAAAAGGCUGGCUGGUUGAGUAUGCUCCUGAAUUUUACAAAAUUCAGUGA